This is a messenger RNA of Scophthalmus maximus (turbot), 4309 nucleotides long. It is a transcript of the gene slc4a4a, whose product is annotated as solute carrier family 4 member 4a. The transcript has 29 exons. The coding region runs from base 718 to 4053 and encodes 1111 amino acids. Gene Ontology annotation, cellular component: basolateral plasma membrane; plasma membrane. NCBI's taxonomy places the organism in Eukaryota, Metazoa, Chordata, Actinopteri, Pleuronectiformes, Scophthalmidae. The record is from RefSeq and is a predicted model, not a curated record. Gene Ontology annotation, molecular function: monoatomic anion transmembrane transporter activity; solute:inorganic anion antiporter activity; sodium:bicarbonate symporter activity. Gene Ontology annotation, biological process: bicarbonate transport; regulation of intracellular pH; transmembrane transport.
GCCUCGUUUUCAAAACUAUUCAAAAUGCCAAAAACACCAUUAUAGUUGAAGCGAAAAUGAUUAUUAAUGUUCCGCAGGGUACCGUGCUCUCCCCCCUUCCUCUUCACCCUGGCCUGGACACAUUGGAUAUCACACACAACAACGGACAGCUGACGCCUCCAGAUGUUCUCUGAUGCUAAAGCCAUCGUCAAGGCUGGAUUAUGGACCGGGCCAGUGGGGCUCAGUGCCCCCGAGGCCUCGGACUGCCAGGGUGGCCUCCGAGCCUCAGCCUGCGCACGGUGCUUGGCCCAAGACCUCCGAAGGAGGAAGUUGAACUCCAGGGCCCUUAGUGUGCUUAUAUGUGGGGGAAAGAGAGGAAAAGAAACCAAAAGUUGGCGAGACGAUGGUGUGCAGCAGCAGUGGAGCAAUCUGACCUCCCACCGGAGGAGUGGCGUUGACAGAAGGACGGUCCAGCGGCGGGAUGGAGGAGGCGGCACGGGGCGGCGUGCCGAGCGCAACGGCCGCCGCGCAAUGACACCACGCACAUACAAACUCCCCCGAGCAAGUGAGAGGAGACUUCUUCACCUUCAUGCCACCGCGGGGGUGACGACACCGGGAGCCGAGCGCACGGAGCCAAAGAUUCCAAAACAACUGCAGCGGUCAAGCAUCAGCGGCCGCUCGGGGUGGUGAUCCGCUCUGCACAGCACAUCCAGUGAGGAGAUUUAUCAACCCGGAGAGAUGAGCAACAAGAAGAUGGAGGACGAGGCGGUGCUGGACCGCGGGGCGUCCCUGGUCAAGCACAUCUGCGACGAGGAGGAGGUGGAGGGUCACCACACCAUCUACAUCGGCGUGCACGUGCCCAAGAGCUUCCGGCGGCGGCGGCGUCACCGCCGGAGGCCCGGCCACAAGGACAGGAAGGAGCGGCUGACGGAGGGCACCUCGGACAAGUCGGACGCGGAGAACAACGACGAGGCCAGCAACAGCAUCCUCAAACCCCUCAUCUCGCCGGCGGCCGAGAGGAUCCGCUUCAUCCUCGGGGAGGAGGACGAUGGGCCGGCGCCGCCGCAACUCUUCACCGAGCUGGACGAGCUGCUGUCGGUGGACGGGCAGGAGAUGGAGUGGAAGGAGACGGCCAGGUGGAUCAAGUUCGAGGAGAAGGUGGAGAAAGGCGGCGAGCGCUGGAGCAAACCCCACGUGGCCACGCUGUCCUUGCACAGUCUGUUCGAGCUGCGGACGUGCAUAGAGAAGGGCACCAUCAUGCUGGACAUGGAGGCUUCCACCCUGCCUCAGGUUGUGGAGCUGAUCACCGACAACCAGAUCGAGAUCGGGCAGCUGAAGGCCGAGCUGAAGGACAAGGUGAUGUACACGCUGCUGCGGAGACAUCGCCACCAGACCAAGAAGUCCAACCUGCGCUCGCUGGCCGACAUCGGCAAGACGGUGUCCAGUGCAAGUAGGCUGUUUUCCAACCCGGAGAACGCUCGUAGUCCUCUUGAGAACUCUAUGACCUGCCUGUCGGGGCACAUUUCGGUGGAGGACCUGCAGAGCCAAAGGAGCACCAGCAUGGACUGGCUCAACAGUCCCACCACAACUCACCGGAACCUGACGUCCAGCAGCCUCAACGACAUUUCGGACAAGCCGGAAAAAGAUCAGCUGAGGAACAAGUUCAUGAAGAAGUUGCCGAGAGACGCCGAGGCCUCCAACGUGCUGGUGGGGGAGGUGGACUUCCUGGACGCGCCCUUCGUGGCGUUCGUCCGCCUGCAGCAGGCCGUGAUGCUGGGAGCGCUGACGGAGGUUCCCGUUCCCACAAGGUUCUUAUUCAUCUUGCUGGGACCCAAAGGCAAAGGCAAGUCGUACCAUGAGAUCGGCAGAGCCAUCGCCACGCUGAUGUCCGACGAGAUCUUCCACGACAUUGCGUACAAGGCCAAGGACCGGCAGGACCUGCUGGCCGGCAUCGACGAGUUCCUGGACGAGGUGAUCGUGCUUCCGCCCGGCGAGUGGGACCCGACCAUCAGGAUAGAGCCGCCCAAGUCCCUCCCCUCCUCCGACAAAAGGAAAAACAUGUACGCCGGCGGGGACUCCCAGAUGAACGGAGACAUGCCCCACGACGGAGGCCACGGAGGAGGGGGACACGCUGUGGGGGACGAGCUGAAGAAAACUGGAAGGUUUUGUGGCGGCCUCAUACUCGACAUCAAGAGGAAGGCGCCUUUCUUCGUCAGCGACUUCACCGACGCCAUUCACAUCCAGGCCCUGUCGGCCAUUUUGUUCAUCUACCUGGGCACCGUGACGAACGCCAUCACCUUCGGCGGGCUGCUGGGCGACGCCACGGAAAACAUGCAGGGCGUGUUGGAGAGUUUCCUGGGCACGGCGAUCACUGGCGGCGUCUUCUGUCUGCUGGCCGGCCAGCCGCUCACCAUCCUCAGCAGCACCGGUCCGGUUCUGGUGUUCGAACGGCUGCUCUUCAACUUCAGCAGGGACAACGCCUUCGACUACCUGGAGUUCCGUCUGUGGAUCGGCCUGUGGUCGGCGUUCUUCUGCCUGGUGCUGGUGGCGACCGACGCCAGCUUCCUGGUGCAGUACUUCACGCGCUUCACCGAGGAGGGCUUCUCCUGCCUCAUCAGCUUCAUCUUCAUCUACGACGCCAUCAAGAAGAUGCUGAAGCUCGCGCACCACUACCCCAUCAACGACGAGUUCAGGACGGAGCACGUCACGCAGUACGACUGCCUCUGCAUGGCGCCCGCCGUCCUCGAGAACAGCACAGACCUCACCGGGGAUCCUCUAGACGGGACGUCGGUCUGGAUCUGGAACAACACUGAUCUGCCGAUGAACGCCACGUGGUCGUCCCUCACCAAGACGGAGUGCCUGAAGUACAACGGCGAGCUGGUGGGGAAGGCCUGCGACUUCGUGCCCGACAUCGCCCUCAUGUCCUUCAUCCUGUUCUUCGGCACCUACACCUGCUCCAUGGGCCUGAAGAAGUUCAAGAGCAGCCCGUUCUUCCCCACCACCGUGAGGAAACUCAUCAGUGACUUUGCCAUCAUCCUGGCCAUCCUCAUCUUCUGCGGAGUCGACAUGCUCGUAGGAGUCGAUACUCCCAAACUUAUUGUGCCAACUGAGUUCAAGCCAACGAGUUCGAAGAGGGGCUGGUUCGUGCCCCCGUUCGGAGGGAACCCCUACUGGGUCUACAUGGCGGCGGCUCUUCCGGCGCUGCUCGUCACCAUCCUGAUCUUCAUGGACCAGCAGAUCACCGCCGUGAUCGUCAACAGGAAGGAGCACAUGCUCAAGAAAGGGGCGGGGUACCAUCUGGAUCUGUUCUGGGUGGCGGUCCUGCUGAUCGUCUGCUCCUUCAUGGGUCUGCCGUGGUACGUGGCGGCCACCGUCAUCUCCAUCGCCCACAUCGACAGUCUGAAGAUGGAGACGGAGACGUCGGCCCCCGGGGAGCAGCCAAAGUUCCUGGGUGUGAGAGAGCAGCGGGUCACCGGUGUGUUCGUGUUCAUCCUGACAGGACUGUCGGUGUUCAUGUCUCCCAUUCUAAAGUUCAUCCCCAUGCCCGUGCUGUACGGAGUCUUCCUGUACAUGGGGGUCGCCUCGCUAAAUGGAGUGCAGUUCAUGGAUCGCCUCAAGCUGCUCCUGAUGCCAGCGAAGCACCAGCCGGACCUGGUGUACCUGCGCCACGUCCCCCUCAGGAAGGUUCACCUCUUCACCUUCAUCCAGGUGCUCUGCCUGGCGCUGCUCUGGAUCCUCAAGUCCACGGUGGCCGCCAUCGUGUUCCCCGUCAUGAUCCUCGCCCUGGUCGCCGUCCGCAAGGCGAUGGACUACAUGUUCUCGCAGCACGAGCUCGGCUUCCUGGACGACGUCAUCCCGGAGAAGGACAAGAAGAAGAAGGAGGACGAGAAGAAGAAGAAGAAGAAGCGCGGCAGCAUCGACAGCGACGGCGAAGACUCUGACUAUCCGUACAGUGACAAUGUUCCCAGCAUUAAAAUCCCCAUGGACAUGAUGGAGCAGGAGCCCUUCUUAGGUGAUAAGGCCUCUGACAGAGAGAAGUCUCCAUCAUUCCUCGAACGACACACAUCGUGCUGAGCAGCUUCGCUAUUACCAGGCCAACUGCCAGUACAGCCCCGAGAUGAGUCCGCUGAAGUCCGUGCCUCAGAUCAGAAUCAACAUGGACACAGACGACGACGAUGAUAAUUCUUUCUACUGGAAGAGCAGAGGAUCUGAAACGUCCCUGUAGAAGAGAGCAGACGGAACCGAUCCUCCGGGACCAAGACAUCCCCCCCUCUCUCCCUCUCCCUCUCCCCCCCUCUCUCCCUCUCUCUCUCUCUCUCUCUCCCUCCCU